AGAUUUCGGUUCAGUUUUUAAUUCUACGGCAGUUUUGGUGAUCGCAUUUGUUGUUGGCACAGCCAAACGAUGGUGAACAUGAAGAUCUUCCCAUCGCGAGUGGUAAUUUUGAGCAUGUUAAUGCUAUUCAUUGGAAAGGCGAAUUUGACUAUUGUUUUGGACCAAAAUGGAUACACAAAUAUUGUCGUCGCCAUAUCUGAAAAUGUUCCCCAACCCGCCGACGGUGGAACUGCAUUGAUAAAUGACCUUAAGGCAUUGCUGACAGAGACUUCAGCCAUUCUUUUUCAGGCUACAGGCAACAGAGUUUAUUUGAAGAACAUCGACAUUUUGCUUCCGCCUGCGUGGACUAGUUCCACCGCAUUAUUAACAUCCAAGCUAUCUUACCAGUUAGCAGAUAUCCGAUUAACCAAUGAACCUGCGUCCGGAAGUUUGCCGUAUACUUUGCAUUCGGGCAAAUGCGGCGUGAAUGGAAAUUUCAUUACACUUCCACCUGAAUAUCUCGAGGAUAUAGCUGAUAACCUUAAAGUUCAAGCCAAGGGAUUGGUUCAACAAUGGGCCCAGUUUCGCUAUGGAGUUUUUGAAGAACACGGUUAUCCCAACGAUAAGCUUUUGCCUUAUUUUUAUCGCCAUCCUAAUGGUUAUGACGCCGUAACUUCAAGCAACGAUACAGAAAUAAAGGGCUCUCUUGCGACGUUGUCAGGGGGCAAUUGUGUAGUUAACGCAAACGGUAUCAUAUCUGAUCAAGGUAACUGCCGUUUCGUCCCUACGGCUACUGAACAAACAGCUACUACAUCAUUGAUGAGCUUCCAUUGGCUCGAUACGGUGAUUAAGUUUUCGGAAGUGGGGAAACAUGACAGACGGCCCCCUCAUCGUCAGAAUCGAUUGUGUAAUUCAAAAAGUAGUGGCGAAGUCAUGGCUAAUUCACCGGAUUUCAAUAACGUCAUACCGAAUCCUAAUCAAAAUACUGCGCCAGUAUUUCGAUUGCUCAAAAAUCUAAUGCUGCCAGUUGUCUACGUUGCGAUGGACACAUCUUCCCCCGCGAAUCCAAACAAUACAAACCAACAAGCACAAAAUCUAUUAAAGAGAGGUGUGAGAAAUUUGUUUUACACAGUGUCAAUCUAUCCAGAAACCUUAGCGGCAUAUUCCACAUUUGAAAACAUCGAUUCUGGUCCUGAAGGUUCCUACCUGAAAGAAGAAUUGCCUCCACGAAGGAUUGGGGAUGAAUAUGAUAAUCUGAUAAGCAAAAUUGACAAUUUUGUUGUGUCCCAAACUGUGCUGUCGCGUGACGUAUCGGCAGUUAUACGAGAUGGUGAAGCACGAUUGCGUCAGUACAAAGAUACAGGCGGCAGCAUUUUAUACCUCGUUACGUCCACUGAUUCUGUGACAAAUGACACCGUAAUUGAAACCGACCUGGCUGAAAGACUCAUGCAAAAUAACAUUAAACUGAUAGUGGUAGAAACUGGACUGGGUACCGGAAAAUCGCUGCCACGUUUUUCAGUACUAUCGCAGGGCAGCUAUUACUUCAUACCAACUUGGGAUACGCCGUUCUUCACACCAAUUAACAACGAAGUUGAUGCCAUUUGCAGAAACGGUCUCAAAACACAACGAAGAAUAAUAACAAGUCGAAAAAAUUCAAUAACCACCAGUAUGCCAUGGAGUGGAUCCUUUUCUAUUGAUGAAACUGUCGGAACAAAUACCACUGUUGCUCUAUCGUUACCCAAAGAAGGCAUUUUUACAAUCACUCUUACUAACCCUAAUGGUGACGUCGUGAAUCUACCCAACGAACCGGAAGUUACAAACUGGAACUACCCGGAUUCUACCGUUAGGGUUAUUUGGAAGAAACUAGCUGAUGAUACAGUUAAAGGACGAUGGAGUUAUCAAGUGGUCUACGACACAACAUCAUGCAGCGCAUGUCAACCACAACCCGAAAUACAUUUACAAAUUGGUUCGUCAAUCAGAAGCGCAACGUCCCCGGCUUUGCCGAAAUUCCAGCCUUGGGUGUCUCUUACGACCAGUUCUGGUUUCGUUGACCUCUCCGAACAUCCGGCGGUGAUUCAAACCAGAUUUGAAUAUGCUAACAACAACUUGGGAGGUCUUAUCGUGACAGCCGAAAUUGUUCUAAAUUCAAUAGUUAAAGCAUCUAUUCCGCUUUUUGAUACUGGAUUAAUCGAUCCGGACAUAUCGAAAGAUGGGAUUUAUUCUGGGACAUUUUACCCUGACGCGAAUGGAAAUUACAAAGUGAAUUUCUACGCUGUGCAUAGUGCCUCUGCUAAGGAAGGUGGUAGGCUGUUGUCUCCUGAUCAGAAUUCCUACUGUUGUGGAUCUUCGCUACCCACCUCGACUUUGAAUUAUUUUCAGUUCACCGCCAGAGAGGCUAUCGCUUUUGAAGUUCGAAAUGUUGGGACGGGAACAUUCCCGCAGGACUACUUACCUAUGGUGAGCGAUAUUAGAGCAUCUACCUACGGAAUUGAUCAAAAUCUUGUUUACGCCGAAUUGAAAUGGAGCGUACCAUCCAACACCAUAAGCCAAGUUGUUAGGUACUCGGAAAAUUAUGAACAACUAUUGGACAGCUUUGAAGGUGCUUCUCAAGCUACUGUUGUUUAUGGCUCCAUAACCGAGAUUGAAGCCGGAACUGCCAUCGCAGUUUACGUUUCCACUCCAUACACGAAAGGAAAAAGUGUUUACUUUGUUGUCGAAACAACUGCAAAGAACAACCAGAAAACUCGUUCGCACAUCGUCUGGUCAGAAGCCAACCCACCAGAAUACCCAUUCACAACUCCAUCACCUACCACCGAAGCAGCGUCCACCACACCACAAACGAGCACGAGUUCCACUACAUCCGCCACUACUUCUAUUACCGAGGUAACAAGCACGAGUGCCCCCAUCAUAACUUCUACAAUGGAUUCUUCAAUCGGCAUGUCUACUACGGAAAUCUCCACUACAUCUGACGUUUCUGUCAGCGUCACAUCAAGCUCACCAACAUCGACUGAUCCACUAACUUCCACAAGUGACACAAGCUCAACUGCGUCCACCGCUAGCUCAACUACUGCCUCAACCGCUUCAACUUCUACUAUCUCUUCUUCUACAUCUGCCAGCACCACCACUACCAUUUCUACUACAACCGCUUCUACUACAACCGCUUCUACUACAACCGCUUCUACUACAACCGCUUCUACCACCACGACUCCCAUUACUACCAUCAGCACGUCGAGCCCACCAACCUCGACAGAAUCAACCGCAUCCACAGCAUUCUCGAGUACAACUCAAUUCAUUGUUACUUCUACCGUAGACUCAAUAUCUUCAACUCUUUCUACAGCAACUGAUUCCACAAGCGAAAGUAGUUCACCAACUGAAGAAACAACUGAUUCUACCUCUAUCAUCCCACCAACGGAACCACCGAGCGGGCUGACUCCAGCAGAAAUUGGCUACAUUGUUGGCGGAGUAGUCGGUGGACUUGUAGUUAUAGGUGCCAUUACCGGGGGCAUCAUGUUCUACAAGAAGAAGCACGGCGAAGGUGGUGGUUCAUUGCCUCCAUCUACCUCUAACGGGAGAAAUGGUGCAUCAGGAGCACCGUCAGAACGAGCGGAAUAUUCAAACACUCCGUAUCCGCCUUCUACAUCGUAUAAAUCCAGUACAACCCCUGCAAACGCAAACAAUGGACGUCAAGUUGAACGCGUUGAACCAGCUGUCCAAUAUGAUGAUAAUGUUGGCAUUACUUUUGAGGAUGACGAUACGUGUAUGACGGCAAUGUAAAACUUUAAACUGAAU
Messenger RNA from Daphnia carinata, 3768 nucleotides. Its product is annotated as calcium-activated chloride channel regulator 1-like. The coding region runs from base 70 to 3753 and encodes 1227 amino acids. The transcript is spliced from 15 exons. The record is from RefSeq and is a predicted model, not a curated record. Lineage: Eukaryota; Metazoa; Arthropoda; Branchiopoda; Diplostraca; Daphniidae.